Messenger RNA from Scomber scombrus (Atlantic mackerel), 2572 nucleotides. RefSeq names its product chromosome 10 C1orf174 homolog (gene c10h1orf174). Bases 118 to 705 code for a protein of 195 amino acids. Lineage: Eukaryota; Metazoa; Chordata; Actinopteri; Scombriformes; Scombridae. The transcript has 4 exons. The record is from RefSeq and is a predicted model, not a curated record.
CAGCGACGGAGGAGGAGACGAUACACACCACCGUCACCGCAGUUGUUUACGGCCAUAGCUGCCGACGGAACAAGAUAGGUGGACACCGUAGCUGAAUAACAGCCGUCACACCGAUAAAUGACGCACAAGAUGCCUGGUCAACUCAACAAGCCCAGAAAGAGGAAGAGCAACUCUGAGGCCAAAAACUCCAGAAAGGCUUCUUCUACAAGGAGGAAAUGUAUGAAAGGUCAGAAGGAGCACUCGGCAGCAGAGAGUUCAGUAGUCAGUGGUUACAGUAAAGCAACUGGUCCUCUGGAGACACUCUCCCGCAUCAGCUGUGAAUGCCAACAGACUGCUGGCAGGAGGAGAUGCACAGCAUCACCACUGCUUGGAGGACAGGAGGGUAAAGAGAACGAGCUGAAGAUGGUGCCGGACUGGGAUGAUUGCACGUUGUACGGCAUCUGGGACAAGCAGGAGCCUGAGGACAUGGAUUAUGAAGAAACAGACAAAAACAUUUUCCCUGAUGAUGACAGUAACCAGAUUCUCCCUGUGGAGCAGUUCUUUGGAAACUUGGACGUCGUGCAGGACUUUCCUCAAAGAUCUUCAGUGUCUUCUUCACAAGCCCGCAGGGAGAACAGGAGGCGAUAUUACUACGCGCCAGAUGACAGCGAUGAAGAGGAGGUGGACUUCAGCGGCGAGCAUCAAGACGACAGAGCGGGCACUUAGCGAAUAGUAACUGCACUUGUGACUGUGGUGGACUCAAAGUCAUGCCUGUGGGAGGACAUAAAACCUUUUAGCACUUAGGGGGGAAAAAACGGCCAAAUGAAACUACCUAUUGAGACGCUGCCUUCAGUCAGCCCCUUGUCUACGACUGAAAUCACAAGACUGUCACUGCCAGGUGCUUACGGUCACGGGUGAUGAAAUCGCCUGCUGUGACAUAUGAGUAAUGGAAGCUAAUGUGAACUUGCUGUAGCAGUUGGUUACAGUAAAGCAGAUGGGUGCAUUUAUAAACCUGGUACCAGUAGCCCACCAUGUGCUGACCCCCCCCCCCCCCCAAACUCAAGCAUCCCAGAACUUGUUCAAGUUUACUGCCAGUGUUUAUCAUCACUUUGUCAAGAGUUCAAAAGCAGGUUCCUAAUGAUAAACUUGACUGUUUAGUUUUUAACCCAUAACAUUUGGCCUGAUACCGGAAUAUUAUUUAAUUUGGUAUUUUAAAAAAAACACCAAAACAACUAGCCACAGUAAUGGGGUUAACACAGCCACCUGUCAGGAACAUGUGCAGUAGUGCUUGUUUUAUUUAUUAUAGCAUUUAUGCUCACACCACCCCUGGUCCAGCGGCUGUGUGUGUGAAGUGUAAGAUUGUGUUGACACAGCACUUUAUGUAGACAAACUAGUCUACUUCAUUUAACGCUUCUGAAUCGAAGUGCCAAGUUUGCAGUUUGAGAUUAGCCUUGAGAGAUGCCAAACACAGCGCUGCAUUUAAGCAACAAAGUUGAAAACAGCUGAUUCUCCCCACAUCUACAUGAUUUUAAAAGUAAAAUGCAAAAGCAGCAUAGUUAUGUUUCAGAAGGUAUAAAUGUAGAUACUUGCACCAAAGAGCAGUUUAAAAAUGAGAGCUUUUAAUAUCUGAAUGUCAUUGUUGAUGAAUGUCAUGUCAACAGGUUUUGUUCCAUUGUUCACCAAGUGUCUAAUAUUCAUCUUUAUGUGCUCAGUUUCAAGUUUUGUCAUCAUUUGGCAGCUUGUUAACAUACAACACCUCUGUCUGUAUAUACAGUAUACAUACACACACACAUAUAUAUAUAUAUAUAUAUCAGUGCAGCUCACAUGUUGUCAAAUGUGACAAUUACAUAUAAAAACUGUAAAAAACGGUGUAAAUUUGGGAUAACUUGCGUUCAGUUUCUAAUCCAGUCAUCUGAUUUUGAGGUUAAAAUCAAUUGCACUAGCAUUAAUAACAUGCAUCGUAGUGUUUUUGUAUAUAGCUGAUUGUUCUGACCAUCCAAUCAAAUGUAAUAUAUAUUUUUACUGUCUUUUUAAAAUCAUGCCUUAUUUAACACUUUUCAUACUCUCCUAUGCAAUUUACUGACUGAAUGAAUGCCUUGUCAGUUUAACCCUUACAUACUGUUCAUAUUAUGACCCCUCACUGUAUGGAGCCGCUCAUUUUUGAAUAUUCCCUUUAUAAUUAGUUCCCAUACCAAAUUUUUAACAAAUAUAUUUUGCAUCCAUAGAUAUGGUCGUUCAUUUAUUGAAAAAAUACAUUCACAUGUUGACAGCCAUAAUUAUUUCAUAUAUUAUACAUUUAUUGAAAGUGAAGGAUGCAACAACAUUUUAAUGCCAGGUUUCAUUAUUACCAUUAAAACCAUCAAUAAUAACUGGCCCAGCUGCACGAAAGAAUAAAAUAAAAUAUAAUAAAUAAAUUCAGGCUUAAAGAAUGUCAGAGUGUUUUCAUUGCUUUCAAAAAUCAAAUUUGACCCAAACAGGAUGUGAGGGUUAAACCAUCAUUGUAAUCGAUUAAUGCAUUUUACAUCAUCACCAUGCCAACGCAAAGAACAAAUAAAUGUUUUUCAUGAUUUCAACAUCUUGCGCUUUGUUUUUU